AUGGCGCCCGCAACACUCCUGAAGUACCACGCCCAGGAUGGCCCGGCGGAAGAGUAUACGCACGUGAAGACCGAGAGCUUCCACAAUGCCAAUACGCCCGCGAGCCCCAACGCGCGCAAGGCCCGCCACACCAACGUGGCUGGGACGGAUAACAGCAAGGAUGAAGAGCUCAAGAGCCCCUGGAUCCUGCACCCGAGUCUCGUUCUGAAGGAGGAUGUCUUGCAGAAAUGGGGGAAGGGCGAGGGGGAGAUUCCGGACCCGGAUGAGGUGCUGGAUCUCAAGGAGGAGAGGAAGGGCUGGCAUGGGUAUGUCGAGUGGGAGUUGUACCCGGAGCGCAAGGCGAGGGUGAAGGAGUGGAUGAAGGGUUUUGAUUUCCCCAGUGCACCCGAAUUCCAAUUCGUGCCCUUGCCGAAAACAAACCCGAUCUUGGAGGGUGUCAGAUGGAAACAAUACCAUUAUGCCCUGGGCAAGGCGACCAAGGACAUCCCAGCUGAGAGCUGGCUCUGGGUCCAGAAGGAGAAGAGUCCGGAUAUGAUCCAUAUCCUGCAGUUCCCAUACAACGGGGAGCCGCCUCGGGAUCGAUUGGUGUCGACCGCCUUGACGACCAACGAAGACCACUUUGUCCGCAACCAUGGAGGAAUUCCAGAGAUCGACGAAGAUGAGUACUUCUUGGAUAUUGGCGGAUUGGUCAACGAGCCCAAGCGGAUCACCAUGGCUAUGUUGAAGGACGAGAAACUGUUCCCCAGACAGUCGAACAUCGUUACCAUUCAGUGCUCUGGAACCAGGCGAAUUGAGCAGAUUCAUCAGUACCCUGGUGAUGGAGAUGAGUUGAUUAACGCUCCUUGGGGAGAGGGCGCAAUCGGAACUGCUCGCUGGACAGGUGUCAGUCUCAAAAAGGUGAUCAAGUACUGUGGCGGUCUGAAGUACCCUGACAAGCCAAUGCACCUUGAGUUCCUCGGCGCAGACACCUAUUUCAAACAAGGUGAGGUCUACAACUAUGCCGUCUCCGUUCCCUGGCGCAAGGUCAAGGCCAACGAAGUCCUCCUGGCCUGGGAGAUGAACGGGCAGCCCCUGCCCAAGAUCCACGGCUUCCCGCUGCGUACCGUUGUCUUUGGAUACAUUGGUGCGCGCAGCUGCAAAUGGUUGACGCGGAUCAAUGUCCUUGACGCUCCCAGCGAGGGACCCGUGCAAAAGAAGGAGUACCUGUACUACAACUCGCAGGUUGGGAAGCACAACGUUACUUAUUCGGCGGGUUUCUCCAUUCAGGAUAUGCUUGUUAGUUCGGCUAUCAUGAGCCCCGUUGAUGCGGACCAGAUCAUCCACGAUGGAAAGAUCAAGAUGCGUGGCUGGGCGUAUAGUGGAGGCGGGCAUUGGCCGGUUCGCGUUGAAGUCAGCAAUGACGGCGGCAGCGUCUGGUAUGAAGUUCCUCAUGAACAGAUGAGCGAGAAAUACUUCUAUGCCUGGAGAGUCUGGGAAUACGAUCUCCCCGUCGAUGCGGAGGGUUGGCUGGAGUUGGUCGUGCGAUGUUGGGACAACUCCAUGAAUACCCAACCUACCUUCGUUCGAUCAGCAUGGAAUUGGGAUCUCCACGUCACGAGCUCGUGCCACAGGAUCAAGGUCUUCAGCAUCAACAGAUCGAGACCCAAGACAGCCGCCAAGUUGAAGAUGUACGAGGAGAGUGGCAUCCCCUUCUUCCCCAUUACCAAGCCCAGCGCUGUGCCAUUAGAGAGCGAUGAGAGAUACGCCAUCGAGAUGGCGGCUCGCGGUGGUAGGGAUCCCCUUGAGUAG
Molecule: messenger RNA, 1788 nt
Organism: Amorphotheca resinae ATCC 22711
Lineage: Eukaryota; Fungi; Ascomycota; Leotiomycetes; Helotiales; Amorphothecaceae
Exons: 5
Coding region: 1-1788 (595 amino acids)
Cellular component (GO): mitochondrion
Molecular function (GO): oxidoreductase activity; molybdenum ion binding
Source: RefSeq, a predicted model, not a curated record